Zingiber officinale is the source of this 1891-nucleotide messenger RNA. RefSeq lists its product as uncharacterized. The transcript has 6 exons. Lineage: Eukaryota; Viridiplantae; Streptophyta; Magnoliopsida; Zingiberales; Zingiberaceae. The record is from RefSeq and is a predicted model, not a curated record. Bases 48 to 1769 code for a protein of 573 amino acids.
CGACCAUUUUAACUUUGCUCCAGAAAAAAAUUUAAAGCAGUUCGGCGAUGUGUUCUUUAGCGACUGCUCACUUGAAAUCCAGCUACAUUCCCACCCUUUCCUCAUGCAUGCUCAAUUCUCAGCUUCGUAUCCAUGGAGGGGAAGACACUCGCGACGAGGGUGUGAUGCAUCUUCCCUGUCUCUCUACCUUCCUCAGCUUCAUCCUCAUCGCCGUCCACCUCGUUUCCUUCCUCCUCACCAAGCUGUUCACUCUUCUCCUUGAAAGAUCAGCGACCAACAGAGAACUCAGGCUUUUUCCCUCGAACAAUCUUGAAGAUGAGAUCAAGCUGAAAACAGAGGACAAUUACUCUGUCCGCGAAGAAUCACCUCCGUGCAUCUUACGCAGAGAAGGAGGUCUGCUUUUUCUCUCCAAGGAAAGCGCCGUCGACGAGGGUCUAUUCAUUCGAGAUGAAUGUUAUUCCAAUCUGCAGCAUCUGGAUGAAAUAUCAGACAAGGAAUCCUCGUUCCAUUCCCCACUUUCCGUCUUAAUCUGUCAUGAAAAAGAUACCGAUCUCGUUGGAGAUUCUAGUCAUAGUAUCAAAUUCAAGGAUGAUCGUGAUGAUGCUGAGGAGGAGGAAGAAGAGGAGAUCGUCAUUGUGGAUGAACCACAAUGCAAAAGAAGAAUAUUUGAGCUGGAAGAAGACAGUAAGAUAAGAAUGGAAGGUGGACCCAAUUCAUCUAAGAGCUCCAUGGAAGUGGAAUGGAGGAAUUCUACAGUCUCCAGGGAUUCCGACUUGGAGUGUCUCUUCUCCUCUUCAUCAUCACGAAGGAGUUCUUCCAAUUGGGAAACCGACUCAAUUUUCAGAAAGUACGAUCAAGAAAUGAUGUUCUUUGACCGGAUCAGUGAACAAAAACUGGCAGAAACAGAAUCAUUUAGGAAUAUAUUGUUCCAACCAAGAUCGAUCUCGCAAAGGAUAGUCCACAAAAUUACGACGCAGAAAAAAAUGAUGAAGAAGAUUAAGGAGGAAGGAAGGAAUCCAUAUCAUGAUCUGGAGAAUGCUUAUGUAGCUCAGAUUUGCCUGGCCUGGGAAGCCCUUAACUGGAAUUACUGCAAUUUCAAGCAAAGGAUGAAUACCAACAGUCAACGCUCCUACUGCACUGCAUGGAUAGCUCAGCAGUUCCAACAAUUCCAGAUUCUCCUGAAUCGUUUCAUCGAAAAUGAACCUUGUGAGCGUGGCCGGAGACCUGAACUCUUUGCAAGGAUGAGAAUUUGCUACCCCAAAUUACUCCAAGUUCCUGAACUCCAAUAUUCAGAAGCUGAGGAGGGCGGAGUGGAUAUGGUCUCAUCUAAAGAGUUCUUUACGAUUUUAGAAGAUGCAAUCAGAACUUUCCUGAGAUUUCUCAGUGCAGACAAGAACAAUCCUUGUCAAAUGCUUAAAGCAAUCGUUAGGAGAAAGUCUAGAUCGAUGGAUUCAGAUCAUCUUCAUUUGCUCAAGAAAGCCAAUAAGAAAAAGAAGAUGAGGCUUAAAGAUUUGCUGAAGGGAAGGCGAUGCUUGAAAGGCAAGUGGCCCAGCCUGAAGGACGAGGACGAGGACGAGGACGAGGAUGAGAUGGUAAUACUGAUGGCCUUGAUAGACAUGAAGAUUGUUUCAAGAACUCUGAGGAUGGCUGAGAUACGCCAAGAGCAGCUUCACUGGUGCGAGGAGAAGAUGAUCAAAGUGAGAGUUUGGGAUGGCACAAUCGAGAGAGAUUCCUCCCCACUUUUUCCCACUUCGCUGUCUCCCAAUUGAGCGCUGCUCAAUCUGCUCUCCGUUAGCUCAAAUUGUAUAAAAAUUAGGCAUUAAAGACACAAAGGUGAAGCUUCUCAUCAUCGAACAGGGUGGAGGCUCCUGAUAGAAUACUUGGAUUAUUA